Messenger RNA from Bipolaris oryzae ATCC 44560, 3417 nucleotides. RefSeq lists its product as uncharacterized. Lineage: Eukaryota; Fungi; Ascomycota; Dothideomycetes; Pleosporales; Pleosporaceae. The record is from RefSeq and is a predicted model, not a curated record. The transcript has a single exon. The coding region runs from base 1 to 3417 and encodes 1138 amino acids.
AUGACUUGGUGGCGUCGUGACUCAGCCAUCUCCCCUGUCCAGCGCUACGCGCAACGUCUACUCCGCUCCCACGAGGCUGCUCUUCGUACCCGAGGCUUUUCUCGCACACCAUCGCAAGAUGCCCAACAUAGAGACGAUAAGGGCACCAAUCGCCCAGCGGGCAUGUCCAAUCUCGAGUGGGCACAAUUGCAACACUAUCAGCGGUGGCGAAAGAAGUUGAUGGAGGACCCAUAUCAAGCUCUCUUCGGUGCGAGCAAUAGCAUGCUAAGUGGGAAGGGAUUGAAAGACUGGGAGUGGAUUAGCAACUCGUUUCCCAAAUGGAUGCUGAGGGAGAUGAGUGACUAUGGGGAUGCCACGCCACAACCAAAAAGCGACAAGGACAUCAACUCUUCGAAAAGAAAUGCGAAGAAAGAAGACACGGACUACGACGAUUCAGCCAACUUCAAAGAAAAGGAAUCCCAUUUCCUGCAACCUUCUUUCAGGGCCACGCGAAUAGGCGGUGACGAUGCCCGUGCUAUCGUUUCACCCUCGGACCUGAGAAGGCCGAGUGAACAACCUCACGUUACAGUCAUUGGAGAAAGCAUAAAAGCGAGUAACGAACUCAACUUCAAGCCCCAAUCUUCCACUUCCUCAUUAAAUGAACCCUACACUUUCGAAUCAUCGCCUCCGACACCACCAAAGAGUACACAGUCCUUCAGCGAUUACAUAAGAAAGUCGAAUUCGGAUGCCAUAGGCAAGAUCGAGAAAUUGAGCAAGCCUACAACAUCCCAAGGGGCUUCCUUCAUGGAUGGGUUUCUUACGGAAAAGCCUCCACAAGAUGAACAAGACGUUGACACUCAUAAGUUUUCCAGUUGGAGGGAAACCACACUACAAAGGCGUCUAUUGCGAGACGAUGCGGUGAAGAAAGACUCCAACAAUGAGCCCCCGAGUAUCCUGCCAGUCGCCAAAGAAACUGAAACUAUGCCGCCGACUGCAGUCAUAGAGGAGCACUCUCCAGCGCCACAAGUGAAGCAAGCUGUUCUUGUCACAGACGUGGUCCAAGAACAAAAGCCCUCGCUCAACGAAUAUGCCAAUUCACCGAAAGGCUACGCUAAACCUGUCAGGUCAACAUCAGAGACACUUAGUCAGCUACCUGAAGAUGACAUUGACUUCUUGAGUGCAGCUGAGAUCCGCGCGUCCAUGGGCACGAAGAAGAGUAAAAUCAUGAGCGAUGAACAAAGGAAAACAGAACGAGAGAACUUAGAAAAGUCUUUUGCUGAAGCACACGCCGAGACGAACGAAGUCGAUUCAAUGAUUGAAUCCAAGAUCAUCAAUGAUCAGCUUGUUCGCCGCAUAGAGCGUAAGAUGCAGAUGCCAGAAGAGCCGAAGGGGAUGGAUGGACCUCAGCCGACUACCAAAACUGAUCAGACAUCGACACUCGCAAACGAGGCUCAAAUGGAGUCUAGUAUUGAUCGUAUGAAAUCUUGGCUUGAGCAAGGUGGUGCCAUAUUCUCCAGCUACUUCUGGCAAGAUCCGACAGAAGAAGCAGACGCAAAGAAGACCCGAUUGUUCUUCGAUAAAGUGCUCGAGCGUAUUCGCAAGGGACGCUCAACCAUGAGACAAGUUAUCGAGGAUCUAGAGACAGAUAUUCCUGCGUCCAAAGCACUGUUAAAGCGCAUGAAAACGGACGAAGACGUCUUGGACUCUGCAAUCCAUGCUCUGCGACAACGCUCUGGUAGCGGCAAGAUGCAUUCGUUGACGCCCAAGAAGGUCCGAGCGAUACAGUCCCUGCGUCUGAAGUUUCAAGAUACGGACAAUGAUCUGAACAAAGCUUACGCAGCUUUGGAGGAGAUCAGCAAAUCCGAAGCUGUCAAGAAUCCACCCUUGGCUUUCAAGCAACGACUCGGCUUGUCAGCGAAGAUCAUACAGAAAAACGCCCAUCUCACACGGUAUUUGAUAUGGAGUCUGCAGGCUCGUCUCGAGGACCCAGAAAUUGACCGAAGCAUGCUGGUAAACUACAAAGCUGUAGCUAAUAGCCUAUUGACGCUGAGAGAUACCCAAAUGGCUCUGUCUCGAUUGGUGGACCGUGCUAUGUUGGUAUACGGGGUCGUACCACAGACUGUGGAGAAGGCCGAACUGAUGGGCCAAACAAUCCUGAAUACUUCAAGUGAGCAUGGGCAGGUGUCUCAUGGGGUGUCAUCCAGUAUGACCGAGAUCGACAAAGCCCAACUUCGUGCUAGAAUAGCGGCCGAAGAACACCUUGCCAACGAGGUUGAUGCACAAAAAUCAGCAAUGUGCGGAUUGUCAGACGAUGGGUAUGUCCGUGAACCAAAGGCCCUGGCGAAGAAGUCAUUCGAGGAGCGUAGCCCGCUUGACCACAGCCUCUACAGGCCCUUUGGACCGGUGUUGGAGAGCUUGGGCAGUGAACUGCCUUCAAGAAUCGAAGCGUCCAAAUCUGAGGAAGUGGAACAGAAGUAUAACGAUGCUGAGCUGGUCGCUGAAGUGCAAAAGGCCUACGAAGAUACUUAUGGGCCAAUUACUGCUGACCACCAGCAGUGUCCAGCUGCUGAUGAAGUAAAGCAUGGCCAAGAGAAUGCUGUUGAGAAGUUUGAGAUGUUGAAAGACGACCCUACAGUUAGCGAGGAGGCUCCUGAACGGGUCGUUACGACGCAGGAGCCCGAGACUGAAGUCACCACGUUACAAGCCACAGAGAACGAGGGUACCAACGCGCGAGCUAAGGCCGAGACUGAAGUCUCUAACCCAACACCUCAACUCACUCAAAUAUCCCCAGAACCCGCCACUGAGACCGCUGCAACAGCGACCUCGUCCCCCAUUCCAAUCACCGACCUCCCAACCCACUACAUCAUCCUGAUCCACAAUGCCGAAACCAACACACUCACCCACACAACCUCGACCUCCCCACCACCCCGCGAGCCAUCCCCGACAAUCCCUCUCCACACCGCCCUCGCAACCCUCUCCUCCCCCUCAAAAUUCAUCCCCCACAUAACCCCAGACGUGGAAAUCAUAACCGCAAAAUCAGACAUGCUCAUUCUCCGUAACGUACUCGCCCCAUCAUCCUCUUCCGGCACCCCAAGACCCCUACUACACCCCCCUGAGCACAGCGACGCCGCAGAUGAAACAGAUAUCCAGCGCGCAGGAACUGUAAACCCAAUCGAUGGCACUACGCGUCUUUCGCCAACGGGAUAUGUAGGUCCUGAGGAGAAUCGCGAGCAGCUAGAGAAGGAGUUUGAGGAAAGGAGACGCGCGGCGGAAAGGGUGGUGCUGGGGGCUGGUGCCGAGGGGGAGGAGAGUGUGAAGGGCUCAGCUUCCGGGGCUGAGAAGAAGAAGAAGGGACGAGGCGCGGGUGUCGUUAAGACUGCGAUUUGGGCCGCGGCUGUGUGUUAUGUUGUUGGUGUGUUGGGGGAGGUGGUUGCUUAG